AUCCAGAGCAUCAAGGUCAGAAACCAGGAGUUCGGGCUGAGCAAGAACGAGCCCUCCCAGCCCUUCUACUAUGCCCAGUUCGACGGGAUCCUGGGCAUGGCUUACCCCUCGCUGGCCGUGGGAGGGACGCCCACCGCGCUGCAGGGCAUGCUGCAGCAGAACCAGCUCACCCGGCCCAUCUUCAGCUUCUACUUCUCCCGCCACCCCACCUACAACUACGGGGGGGAGCUCAUCCUCGGAGGAGUGGACAGGAGGCUGUUCACCGGGGAGAUCGUGUGGGCGCCGGUGACCCAGCAGCUGUACUGGCAGGUGGCGAUUAACGAGUUUGCCAUCGGACAGUCGGCCACGGGCUGGUGCAGCCAGGGCUGCCAGGCCAUCGUGGACACGGGGACGUUCCUGCUGACGGUGCCCCAGCAGUACAUGAACAGCUUCCUGCAGGCCAUGGGCGCCCAGGAGACCAGCUACGGGGUAAGUGCAGGGCCUGCUUCGGAUGUGAGCAUGGAGCUGGGGGGCUUGCGAGUGAGACAGAAACCCUGGGAUUGAACAGAUCCUGCAAAAACCCUGCGGGGUCUGCAGAGCACG
This is a messenger RNA of Oxyura jamaicensis (ruddy duck), 582 nucleotides long. Its product is annotated as gastricsin-like. The annotation marks the transcript as partial. NCBI's taxonomy places the organism in Eukaryota, Metazoa, Chordata, Aves, Anseriformes, Anatidae. The record is from RefSeq and is a predicted model, not a curated record. Gene Ontology annotation, biological process: proteolysis. Gene Ontology annotation, molecular function: aspartic-type endopeptidase activity. The transcript is spliced from 3 exons.